AUGGCUUUCCCUCUCAACCUCCACAUCAUUCUCUUUCUAUUGUCUUCUACUUCCAUCUCCAUUACCAAUGGAGCUUUCUCAGAACAAAACCCUAUAACCUUACCCACAAAACGCAUGGAAAAAACCACUCACCUUCACUUCUUCUUCCAUGACACUCUCGAUGGCAAAAACCCCAGUGCUGUCAGAAUCAUCAACCCAGAAAAGGGCAAUUUCGGAACUACAUUUAUGACCGAUGAUCCUUUAACAGAAGGACCAGAACCAAGCUCGAAGCUUGUGGGAAGAGCUCAGGGAAUGUAUGCUUGGGCGUCUCAACACGACGUCGUGUUGCUGAUGGUGAUGAACUAUGCGUUCAUAGAGGGGAUUUACAGAGGAAGCUCACUGAGUGUUCUGGGAAGGAACCCUCCACUGAAAGAUGUUAGAGAGAUGCCAAUUGUUGGAGGAAGUGGGGUGUUUCGAUUUGCCAGAGGUUUUGCUUUGGCUCAUACUCGUUGGUUUGAUCCUAAAUCUGGAAAUGCUAUUGUGGAAUACAAUGUUACUGUCAUUCAUUUCUAGGCCCUUUUUGUUUGGUUUUAUCUUAUUGUUUUAGCAGUUUUUGAAUAUUAUUGUUUUUAGCUUUUUGGUCAUCCUUUGUCUAGGGGAAUAGAAGGAAUUCAUGCACCUAUUUAUUGAAAGUUAAACAUAUAACCUCAUACUUAAGUACGACUUAAGUCUUAAGAGAUGUCUAGUAUCAGUUAGACCAAAUAGUUCUAACCAUAUCUGUUGAUAUAUUAAUAUUGUAUUUGUUUGAGCAAAGAAAAGCAAGUUGCUAAUGCUAUCUUUAA
Molecule: messenger RNA, 821 nt
Organism: Neltuma alba
Lineage: Eukaryota; Viridiplantae; Streptophyta; Magnoliopsida; Fabales; Fabaceae
Product: dirigent protein 23-like
Exons: 1
Coding region: 1-552 (183 amino acids)
Source: RefSeq, a predicted model, not a curated record